Messenger RNA from Gordionus sp. m RMFG-2023, 1424 nucleotides. Its product is annotated as cAMP-dependent protein kinase catalytic subunit 1-like. The transcript is spliced from 4 exons. Bases 51 to 1424 code for a protein of 457 amino acids. NCBI's taxonomy places the organism in Eukaryota, Metazoa, Nematomorpha, Gordioida, Chordodea, Parachordodidae. The record is from RefSeq and is a predicted model, not a curated record. Gene Ontology annotation, biological process: protein phosphorylation. Gene Ontology annotation, cellular component: nucleus. Gene Ontology annotation, molecular function: protein serine/threonine kinase activity; ATP binding.
ACUUAAUUUGUGACAGGAUUCUAUUACGCCAUUUAAAUUUUGGUUUGGAGAUGCCGGUAGACCAGACUCAGAAAAAUUGGAUUGAUCAUAUAAUAAAUAGAAAUAGAAAAUAUAAUAACAAUACAACCAGAACAAAUUAUGCCACUGCAGAUACCGAUAUUCAUUCUUCGGAUUUAUAUGCACCCACGCCUUCCAAUCCACAAUUUGCAUCUACCAAUAGCAAUUUAAUAAUAGCGACACCCUUGUUUGCAAAUAAAUCCGUUCCUAAUUUAAAUCAAGCAUACCAAGAAACCCCUUUGGUGACUCAUAGUUCGGCAAUUCUUCUGGCUAAAUUGGACAGGCGCAUCGACGAAAAUCUCUAUCAAAAAAUCUUGAGAAGAGCUAAGGGAGAGUUUGAAGACAAAUGGAAUAAGCAUAUACCUUCCCCCAUAGGAAAACUAGAAGAUUUUUAUUUGAAGAGAACAUUGGGCCAAGGUUCUUUCGGCCGGGUUGUACACGUAAUAUAUAAAAGUACAGGUAAAUCAUACGCGAUAAAAAUGCUCAAAAAAAGUAGUAUAGUUAAAAAGCAGCAGAUUCAGCAAGUGAAUAUGGAAAAGAAAAUUUUGUCUGCUAUCGAUUUUCCAUUCCUAAAUAAACUUAUAUAUUCCUUCCAGGAUAGCUCAAAUCUUUAUUUAGUAUUGCAACUAAUAUCCGGAGGGGAAAUGUAUUAUCACCUCAGAAAAAUAGGUAGAUUCAGCGAAAGUUUAUCCAAAUUUUACGCUUGUCAAGUCGUACUUUCUCUCGAAUAUCUACACACUCUGGAUCUCGCUUACCGAGAUCUGAAACCAGAAAAUAUUUUAUUAGAUCAUCGCGGUUAUAUCAAAAUUGUAGAUUUCGGAUUCACCAAACGUGUGAAAAAUAGGACUUUUACUUUCUGUGGAACACCGGAUUACAUGGCUCCAGAAGUCAUAUCUAACAAAAGCGGUUAUGGUAAAGAAGUUGACUGGUGGGGUUUAGGAGUAUUAAUUUAUGAAAUGACAACUGGCACUGCACCAUUUUCUCCUACAGGCCCAGGAAUCGGUCCAGGUGGUGGGUUCAUGAUGUUAGGUACCAGUAGCGAAAAUACAAUGUCAAACAUUUUGAAAGGUAACUACAAAAUCCCUAAAUAUUUAGCUGGGUCCAAAGUGGCUGAUAUUAUAAAAAAUCUUCUUCAAGUGAAUCCAUUUUUAAGGUUGGGAGUCUUGGAAUUUGAUGCCAGGGAUGUUGUACACCAUCCAUGGUUCGAUAACAUAAAUUGGAUGAACGUUUAUCGCAAAACAAUUUUGCCAGAUUUCAGACCGUGUACUGGCCCAUUAGAUUUACGAAAUUUCAAAUACAUCCCGAACGAAAAACCGAUCGAGAUUUCCGAAGUCAUGGAAUAUCCUAAAUUGUUUACAGAUUUUUGA